AUGCGAUUCGUGCGUCUCCUUCUUUAUACGGCAUGGCUCACUGCGAGUCAUGUGCAGGCAGCUGCUGUGUUUGCCCACUUUAUCGUGGGCAAUGUUCCGACUUGGGGGUUGCCAGACUGGAAGCAUGACAUUAGACUCGCCACCAAAGCACAUAUUGAUGCCUUUGCUCUUAAUAUGGCGUACGGCUGGUAUGCCAACGAAGAUACCCUGGCACUGGCCUUUCAAGCCGCGGAACAAGAGAAUUUUCAAUUGUUUUUUCUCCUGAUCAGUUUGAUCAAGAGAUAUAGCAGUUCUAGUGCGUAUUUCCAACACAAAGGAGGUCCAUUUGUCUCGACUUUCGAGGGCCCUGGAAACGCUGGAGAUUGGAAUAAUAUCAAGGCCCAGAGAGGCUGUUUCUUCGUGCCAGACUGGUCUUCCCUAGGUGCUAUACCUGCCGCAGAUGCCACAGAUGGAGUUGUGGAUGGACUCUUCAAUUGGGCGUCGUGGCCAUGGGGUAAUAAGAACAUGACGACGUUUAUCGAUGCAUCGUAUCUUCAAACCUUGAAUGAGACGGGUAAGCCAUACAUGAUGCCCGUGUCUCCUUGGUUCUAUACCAAUAUGCCCGGGUACGACAAGAACUGGCUUUGGCGAGAUGAUGACACUUGGUAUCAACGUUGGCAGCAGAUCUGGUACCUACAGCCAGAGUUUGUCCAGAUCAUCUCCUGGUGA
Molecule: messenger RNA, 708 nt
Organism: Aspergillus caelatus
Lineage: Eukaryota; Fungi; Ascomycota; Eurotiomycetes; Eurotiales; Aspergillaceae
Product: glycoside hydrolase family 71 protein
Exons: 4
Coding region: 1-708 (235 amino acids)
Biological process (GO): mating projection tip cell wall disassembly
Molecular function (GO): glucan endo-1,3-alpha-glucosidase activity
Source: RefSeq, a predicted model, not a curated record